Clonostachys rhizophaga is the source of this 489-nucleotide messenger RNA. The record is from the annotation of a GenBank genome assembly. NCBI's taxonomy places the organism in Eukaryota, Fungi, Ascomycota, Sordariomycetes, Hypocreales, Bionectriaceae.
AUGGGUGCCAGUGAGUCCAAGCCCACUUUGGCCGGGCACAUCUGGAAGGCCUCAGGCCCCAGCUCCGUCUCCCACGAUCUCCUCGAUUCCCUGCAAUCCAACCCUGAGACCGAUGCUUCACGUGCCCGAACGGUUGAGAUCCAGAUCCAGGCUCGCGUAGCCGAAGAGUUGAAGAAGCUCCAGAACCAGGAGUCCGAGGCCCUCAAGGCGGCCCAGGACAAGAUCGCCGCAGCCGCCAACGAGAACAAGUCCGAGGAGGGCCAGAGCCGCCACACGGUUAGCAAACAGGUCGAGGAGUUCCGCCGCAAGCUCGAGGAGAGGAAGCAGGUCCGGACUCUCCCCGCGAAUGUCGAGAGCGCGAGGAACGAGGUCAUCAAGUGCUUAAUCGACAACGAUCGCCGGCCGCUGAAUUGCUAUGAGGAGGUUGAGAAGUUCAAGGUCGAGGUCAAGAAGCUGGAGCAGCAGUGGGUGAACAAGGUGGUCUCGUAA